UUAGCCCAUAAUACUCAAAACCCCUCUGUUUGGUUUCAUUGUCUACCCAUUUCGAUGUCCCCAGCGUUCUAUCUGGAUCAGCUGAAAAAGAGAAUAGAUCGUGGGCAUGUUUUUUAGAUCGGUCUUUCAUGUUUGUCAUUCAAAAAAAAAAAAAAAUCUUGCUUCUUUUGCUAUUUGUUGAUGUUUGUAUACCUCGGCUUCUAUUAAGCAACGAUCAAUACAUUUCUCUUUGCUUUCAUUCAUAUUCUAAUUACAGGGAGCAAGCAUGUUUAUCACCAACACUCUUAGCCUCUCUUGCAUAACUUGUAUGCAGCAGGGAGAGGAAGGUGGCAAUAAGGAUCAUGAAUCGCAUGGGAAGAUAAGGCUCAACGGCUUUGUGCCGGAGAAACUUUAUGGAGGAACCGGUGGAGAUCUUUGGGAUGAUGGUAUGUACCAUGGCGUGAGAGAAAUCACUGUCACUUAUGGUCAAUGCAUCGACUCAAUUCGUGUGGUGUAUGAUAUAGAUGAUAAGCUUGUCAAUGCUCAUAGGCAUGGAGGUGACGGAGGCGACGACACUGAUCAGAUCACGCUAGACUAUCCGAAUGAGUUUCUAGUGAGUGUUAGCGGACACUAUUCAGAGGCGCCCAAUGGCGAUGCUGUGGUGAUAUGGUCACUCAAAUUCGAGAGCAAUAGAAGAACGUUUGGACCAUUUGGACAUGAACAAGGCGAACUUUUUACUUUCACAGUUGAAGAUGGAGACCAAAUUGUUGGCAUGAAGGGAAGAAGUGGUUGGUACAUAGAUGCAAUUGGGUUUCACAUAUCCCAUGCCCCCAAAAGAAAACUCUUUCGGAAAGUUAAGGAGGGUCUUAAAAAAGCUUAUGACAUCUUGGUUAAAAUCACCAAUCCUCUUCAAAUUUUUCAAUGUACAUGUUUGUGAGUAUUAAUUUCUUGUUGA
Messenger RNA from Rosa chinensis, 934 nucleotides. Its product is annotated as jacalin-related lectin 19. Bases 266 to 916 code for a protein of 216 amino acids. Gene Ontology annotation, molecular function: carbohydrate binding. The record is from RefSeq and is a predicted model, not a curated record. The transcript has 2 exons. Lineage: Eukaryota; Viridiplantae; Streptophyta; Magnoliopsida; Rosales; Rosaceae.